AUGGGCAUCAAGCUUGUGGACCUCAACAGGUUCCUUGCCGAUGCUGAUAAGAGGAACAUCAGAGACGAGAGUGUGCAUUCAUGGGUCAGAGGGCUUCGGAAUGCCAUGUAUGAUGCCACCAAUAUUAUUGAUUUGUGCCAGCUCAAGGUGGUCGAACGAGGUCCUUCUUGGGAUAUGGGUUGCUUCAAUCUACUGCUCUUUUGUAUGAGGAACCCUCUCCAUGCUCAUGACAUUGGUAAUCACAACAAAAGCCUUAAUAAGAGGCUAGUUGACAUUGAGAAGCAUAGCAAAACCUUAAACUUCAUCAACCUUGCAUCUUAUGAUGAUGACAUGGAAAAGGUAGAAUCCUACCUUCGCACUAGGCGUGAGAUGAUGGGGGAGGAUGAGUUAGGUGUGGUUGGUGAGAAGAUUGAGGAGGACACGAGAAAUCUUGUGGAUUUGCUCACAAAGAAGGAGAAAAAUGUACAUGAACACAAAAAAGUUAUGGUUUAUGCUAUUGUGGGAGUAGGAGGGAUUGGCAAAACCACCCUUGCGAAGAAGAUCUUUAAUCAUGACUCCAUCAAACAAGAGUUUCAAAAGAGAAUAUGGUUGAGUGUCAAUCAAGAAUUUAGCGAUGUUGAUCUAUUAGAGAGAGCAAUCACUAGAGCAGAAGGAAACCAUCAAGCACCAAGAAACACAAAGGACACACUAGAGCGAACCCUUAAGGAAGCCGUAGAGGGGUGCAAGACCUUAUUGGUGAUGGAUGAUGUUUGGGACCACCAUGCAUGGUAG
Messenger RNA from Miscanthus lutarioriparius, 771 nucleotides. The record is from the annotation of a GenBank genome assembly. Lineage: Eukaryota; Viridiplantae; Streptophyta; Magnoliopsida; Poales; Poaceae.